Molecule: messenger RNA, 2295 nt
Organism: Mizuhopecten yessoensis (Yesso scallop)
Lineage: Eukaryota; Metazoa; Mollusca; Bivalvia; Pectinida; Pectinidae
Product: matrilin-2-like
Exons: 3
Coding region: 999-1823 (274 amino acids)
Source: RefSeq, a predicted model, not a curated record
CUUUUUCAACGGCGAUGACUAUAUAUAGCAUGUUUAUUUGGUAAAAUGUGAUUUGUAAUAUUUCAGUGUUCUGUCUUGUGAAUAUAUGGACCCUGUAAUAGUUUGGUAACAUUUUUAUGCCAUGUAGAAUGUCUUUAUCGACGUUCCAUGAAAGUUUAGUUUGUACUAUGUGAACAUUUCAUAAGCAUCUUAACCUCAUAAAGCGUCGAGUUUAAAAUUCAGUUAUGUCAUCUUGUCUGUGCUCUAUGAACCGUUGUUUAGUCUACUGUAAAAUCACUAAUUUUAGUGGGUUUUUUUGUUUUAUAUUUCGUUGAUUUCGUGGGUAAUUUUCAUCCAUGAAUUCAAAUGGGUCCUCAAAGUAAUUACAAGUUAGAUAUAAGGUCAUUCUCUGUUUGAGUGUGUACUCGUUAUCUACAAAUUCAUGUAUCCUAGAAAUGGUGCUGUGUCGGGAAACAACGACAUUUGCGCCAAACGAAAAUAUCUGAUAUUACAGUACAUGUAUAUGCGUUUGAGCGCAGCACCGUUAGUCUUGAUGCCGUUUGAACUGUUGAGUUCAGUCUUGUAUAUAUCUGUUCAGUAUACGACUUUUGUAACGAUAAAAGUUCAGUCCUGUACAUGUCUGUUAUCUGUGAAUUGUAGCCUGGUAACAACUUCAGUCCUGUAUAUGUCUGUUCUUUGUGAAGCCUUUGAUCUGAUCCAAGUCGUCGUGUUUUUGUGAACACGUUGGUCCUGACACAAUGUUACUAUGGAUAUGGUGUGUUGGCACAAUGACAAAUAUGUAUACGUCUAUUCUGUGUGAACCAGUUUCAGUAAUGCACACGCCAGAUACAUGUGGUUGUCAUAACGACAAUACAAUGUCGUCAUACCUGAUGCACUAUGAAGAUAAUAUCUUUGCUGGCGGAGGUAUUUUGUUGUUAGCAGUAGAGUGGAUAUCUAUUUCAACAUGAUAAAACGUGCGAUUUUAUACAUUGCCUUGUCAUUUAUUUGUAGUAAGGGAUAUGUAUGUUGUAAGUAUCAAUAUAUCAUUGAUACUAUUACCCAGUGAAGCCACGACCAAUCUACCCACUCAGGCUCCUACAAGGCGACCUGGCUGUGGUCUUGGGAAGCAAGACAUCGUUUUCAUGUUGGAAUCAUCAUCAAGCGUUGGUCGCUACGGUUUCAGACGGAUGCUGGAUUUCAUGAAGGAUUUUUUAUACAAUUAUGAUGUUGACGCAGGGCAGGUUCGUGUUGGGGUUGUCACGUAUGGUACAGACGUUACUAUUGUCUUUUUUCUUGACACAUUUACACGGCGUCAAAUACUGUUCGAAGCGAUAGACAACAUCCCAUACACUCGAGGAAAUACCAACACAGCGGGCGCCCUUCAAGCCAUGCAUCUCGCCAUGUUUAAUGAGCCGAAUGGAGAUAGACCGGAAGCGGAGAAUAUUGCAAUAUUGAUUACAGACAGCGUGUCUAAUGUUAACUAUGGUCGCACGCAAGCGGAAGCGGAAGACGCAAGGAAUGCUGGGAUCACCAUUUACGCUAUUGGUGUUGGACUUGCAGAUACUACCGAAAUCAAAGGCAUAUCUAGUAAACCAUCAAAUCGACACAUCUUCCUGAUCCAGAAUUUCGCUGAAUUGCCUGACAUCCAGGUGGAAUUAUACGAAGCCUCCUGUCCCGGUAACGUAGAAAACGCUUCAACUGCAAGGGAUCUGUUGGUGGUUCUCCCUAAACUAAUAUAUGUCACUCAAAGUCAAUUUCCUUUAGUGGUGUUGGUUUCUGCUAGUAUUGCACGACGUCAGUUCUCAUUGGCCCAACAGAAAGCAUAUUGUUUCUUUAAUUUAUAGGUUUGCAUGCUUGAUAUUUUCAUCCUACAAAGAACUAUAAAUAAUGGUUACGGAAUAUAUUCUAUUGGGAAAGGGACUCUUAAUGAUUCAAUAUCCCGUUGUAUGGCGCUGAUCAUAACCAUAAUGCUAUGAGUUUGGUAAUGGUUAAUAAAACAGAUUCUGAAUAUCCCCCUUUGUAUACUACACAUAUGUAAUCGAUGAAAAUGUUACACACUACGUGUGUUCUUUGUCGAUAUCAACAUUUUUGUUUUAUCGAAUUUAAUUGUAUUAUUCAAAUCAAAAUAGCGGCACAUCGAUCAAAACCUCGUGAGUAUAACUAGGUUUUCCUUCACAUUUAUUCUCUGAAUAUUUUAUUUGCAGUAAAUCUUAAAAAAAAAGCUGUUCGUUUUCAUUUCAGGUGCGUCUUUAAUGUAAAAAUAUAAGACUUUGUUUUAUUUCAGAAACUUCAAAUAUAUAUACUAUUAUAUUUAUU